UCUGUACAUAAAUUUUUCCCCUUUUAUUUCUGCAUUCUUCGUUUUCAAAUUUAAAAAACGUUACGUAACAAUUGAACACAUACGAGGUCCAAUUCUGUGUUUUUUUCCCUAUAGGGUUGAGUAAGAUAAUUUAUAAAGUGUUGGGUUAAAUUGUAAUAAACUAUUUAUAUGGGAAACAUAUGGAAAUUAUUGAAAGUCUAGAAACUAAUGAAACAGUUGCAAAUCUUGUGAUCAGAGUGCCGAGAUAAUGUUCCAAAUCGCCAAAGCUACGUUCCGAAACAGAAUCUCAAACGUCGCUUCUUUACCCUACUCUUUCUUGGCUCGUUCCAUCUCCAGGCAAAGUAAGGUUAUUAAGCCUGAGAGAAUUGUUGAGACAAAUGACAUGCAUGUAACUCAUGUUCUAUUUUGCGGUCCGUAUUUUCCUGAUUCCUACAAUUUCACCAGAGAAUACUUGCAAGCUUAUCCUUUUAUUCAGGUCGAUGUUGUCCAUUACCGUGAUGUCCCUGAGGUUAUAAAGAACUAUCAUAUAUGUGUGUCAAUGACGAUGCAAAUGGAUUCGAAUGUUAUAUCUCGUGCCAGCAAGAUGAAGCUUAUUAUGCAGUAUGGUGUUGGUCUUGAUGGUGUUGAUAUUGAUGCUGCAACUAAAAAUGGGAUUAAGGUCGCCAGAAUUCCCAGUGAGGGUAAUGGAAAUGCAGCAUCUUGUUCUGAAAUGGCUAUAUAUCUAAUGCUGGGCCUUCUGAAGAAACAGAACGAAAUGCAAAUAUCUCUGAGAAGCAGACGACUUGGAGAACCAACAGGUGGCACGCUUCUCGGUAAAACUGUUUUUAUCUUAGGAUAUGGAAACAUUGGAAUAGAGUUGGCUAAACGGUUGCAGCCAUUUGGGUCGAGAGUUGUAGCCACAAAAAGAAGCUGGCCUUCUUCUAUCACCGACUUGGACUCCAGUCUUCUUGAUGAGAGAGGUAGCCAUGAAGACAUUUACACAUUCGCGGGAAAAGCUGAUAUAGUUGUUGUUUGUUUGAGGCUCAACAAAGAAACAGCGGAGAUCGUGAACAAGAAGUUCAUAAGCUCAAUGAAAAAGGGUGCUUUACUUGUAAAUAUUUCCCGAGGUGGUCUGAUUAACUAUGAAUCAGCUUACCAGAAUCUGGAGUCUGGUCAUCUAGGAGGCCUCGGUAUUGACGUGGCAUGGUCCGAGCCAUUUGAUUCAAAUGAUCCGAUUUUGAAGUUUAAAAACGUUAUUAUAACCCCUCACGUCGCUGGGGUUACCGAAUAUUCAUAUAGGUCCAUGGCCAAGAUUGUGGGAGACCUCGCUCUUCAGUUGCAUGAAGGACUUCCUCUCACCGGAAUCGAAAUCGUCAACUGAUGGGAUUACAUUUCGUUGUAGUGUGAAUUCAUUAUAUAGUUUAUUAUGUUUACUGAAGAACUUAAAUCCAAAUCUCUUUAUGAUAACUCUUUGCCUUUUCACUGCAAAUAUAUAGAUAUGAAAAACUA
Molecule: messenger RNA, 1488 nt
Organism: Capsella rubella
Lineage: Eukaryota; Viridiplantae; Streptophyta; Magnoliopsida; Brassicales; Brassicaceae
Product: hydroxypyruvate reductase
Exons: 10
Coding region: 248-1360 (370 amino acids)
Molecular function (GO): NAD binding; phosphoglycerate dehydrogenase activity
Source: RefSeq, a predicted model, not a curated record